Molecule: messenger RNA, 4824 nt
Organism: Didymosphaeria variabile
Lineage: Eukaryota; Fungi; Ascomycota; Dothideomycetes; Pleosporales; Didymosphaeriaceae
Gene: GCN2
Product: eukaryotic translation initiation factor 2-alpha kinase
Exons: 3
Coding region: 1-4824 (1607 amino acids)
Biological process (GO): DNA damage checkpoint signaling; regulation of translational initiation by eIF2 alpha phosphorylation
Molecular function (GO): eukaryotic translation initiation factor 2alpha kinase activity; protein binding; ATP binding
Source: RefSeq, a predicted model, not a curated record
AUGGCCCCGCCAAAAACACCGCGAACCAAAUCACAGUCAGAUGUAUCCACGCCGUAUAGCAUGGCUCCCACCGCCGGGCGCUCUGCAAGCGAUGUCCAGGCCGCGCAGCCCUCGGAAGCACUUUCGCAGGCCCAAGAAGAUGAACGCGAAGUCUUGAAAGCCAUUUUCAUGGACGACUACCAGGAAGUCGAGGCUAAAGGUUCAUGGGGUAAAACUACCGACAGAGUACUUCGGUUGAAACUCCGAGCUUUCUCUAACGAGGACAUAUCCUGCACCUUAUGUGCGAAGAUCACAGCCACAUAUCCCAAGUCUUUGCCCAUCCUCACUUUGGAAGACACGGGUCAUCUGCGACUCAAGACUCUUCAAGCGUUGCAGGCUACGCUCAAAAAGCGGCCGAGAGAGCUGGUUGGUGAAGUAAUGCUGCACGAUAUUGCCACAUCAAUUCAAGACAUCUUAGAAGAUGAGAUCGCAGUUCGAGAGAACGAUGGCACUUUCGCAAACUUAGAAGCCGAGCGAGCUGUGCAGGAAGCAGCUGCAGUUGAGCUCGCGAAACAGCACGAGGAAGAACUCCAGAAGAAGCGGAAUGAAGCGAAGGCCGAAGAGGACCGCGCCCUGCAACAGAUGGUCAAUGACGAAAUGAGACGGAAAGAGCUGAUGGCGAAGCGCCGUAACCGCAUAUCGACCAUCACACCCACCCCUUCUUUCCAAAACGCCCACAAUGGAAGCCACGUAUCUUUUGACAGGGUUAUCGAGCUGCAGUAUGAUGGAAAGACCACCGAAUGCACUGCGGUAGAAGGACUGCUGCCAUUCCGCGAAGGCCCGGUCACUGAGCAGCUGCUCGUGAAACCCGUUGGAGACGGCGAUGCGAUCACUCUGGUUAUGAAGCGCGUUCGAGUCGGCGCCGAGAAACCGUCAGAUGCCGCCCAGCUAAAACGAGCUAUAACCGAUUUCGAAGAAGAGAUGGAAGAGAUAAAGAAGCUACGCCAGUCCACUAUCUUAAGCGUCUUUGACUUCAAGAUCGAGCAAUUGCCUGAAGCUGUAUGGGAGAUCAAUGUGCUCUUUGAAUUCGGUGACAAAGGCUCGCUAGGUGAGAAGCUGGAUGAUGACGGUCAAAUCGCUGUCGCAAGGGUGAGAUCGUGGACCGUAGAUCUCUUAGAGGCGCUCGAUUACUACCAUCGGAACGGCAUCAUACACAAACGAAUUCAUCCGCACAACAUCUUACUACACAAAUCAUCGACCGGAGGCAUAGCCGUGAAGCUAGCUGAUGCCGGUUUCCAAGAGACGUUGCAUAGCCUGAAAAACUUCGGUCGUACAGGUCAGCCUUUCGUCGCCUCUCGAUCGGCAUUCUGGAUUCCGGCCGAAUUAGCCCAAGAGGUACGGCGAUCACGCAAGACUGACGUUUGGGAUUUGGGAGUUGUGUUCCUCCAGAUGCUUUUCGGCUUAGACGUUCCGCAGAAGUAUAACUCCCCCAAGGAUCUGUCCGAUGCACUUGGUUGUUCUGAGCCUCUGCAAGAAAUUCUUAGGAAGUUUUUCAAACCUGAUCCGAAGAAGCGACCUUCUGCAUUCGACUUAAUCCCGUGCGAAUUCCUGCGCGACGACGUGCCAGUAUACGAACAGCCACCCACACCGAUGCGAUCUCGACAUUCUUCGACUUCGUUAGCACAUUAUCAUUUGCGUCGCGAAUCUUCCACUGGAGUCGGAGGCAUGACAUAUUCCCGCUACACGAGCGACUGGGUUGAACAAGAUCGCUUAGGCAAAGGAGGCUAUGGCGAAGUGGUCAAGGCUCGUAACAAAGUCGAUGGACGAAUCUACGCUAUUAAAAAGAUCCGGCAAAAGACGGCCUCAGCGCUCACCGAAGUCUUGUCUGAGGUCAUGCUGUUAUCCCGGCUGAAUCACCCCUGUGUCGUUCGCUAUUACACAGCCUGGCCCGAGGAGGAGACAAUGACAAUGUCCGAUUCUGAUGAUGAGGGUGAAUCUACUACAUUCGAUGCGGACGAUUCCGGGUCAGAAUCAGAUAUCUCACCUGGUGACACCGGCGCGAGUGGUUACGGGGCGAGCACCGGAGGUCUGGACUUUAUCAGCUCAAGUGGGUACCCAAAGAUCGAAUUCGGUUCUGAUGACGAGUAUGCGAACAAUGACGACGGUGCCAUCGACGACGCUAGCGUGGCUGAUGCUCACUCACCUAUCGCAAAGAAACGAACUGCUUCGACUUCGAUGCCUCAGCGGCCUGCGAGGACCAUCUUGUACAUUCAAAUGGAACUUUGUGAGAAGCAGACAUUACGAGACUUGAUUCGCCGGGGCCUGUAUGACGAUCCUGAUGAGGUCUGGCGACUGUUCCGUCAGAUGUUGGAAGGUCUGGCCCAUAUCCACAGCCACGGUAUCAUUCACCGCGAUUUGAAGCCCGAUAAUAUCUUCAUCGACAUGGCCAAAGUCCCAAAGAUUGGCGACUUCGGUCUUGCAACGAGCGGACAGUAUCAGAGGUUAGACCGUAAGGCGUCAACUGGAAUACUGCCCGAGAGCGACAUGACACGCAGCAUCGGUACGGCACUGUAUGUUGCACCCGAGUUGAGAUCGAGUGUAACCGGUAACUACAACGACAAGGUCGACAUGUACUCGAUGGGUAUUAUUUUCUUCGAAAUGUGCUACCCUCUGAAUACUGGCAUGGAGCGAGACCAAGUCCUCCGGCAGUUGCGCGAACGAAAGCAUACGCUCCCUCCAGAGUUCGAAACCCAGGAAAAGUCCUUACAAGGCAACAUCAUCACUUCGCUCAUCAGUCAUCGCCCCAGCGAACGACCGAGCUGUGCUGAGCUCCUGCGAAGUGGCAAGGUGCCUCUGCAGAUUGAAGACGAAGCUGUCAAAGAAGCAUUGAAAGCACUAUCUGACCGGAAUUCGCCUCACUAUACAAAGAUGAUGGCAGCAUUGUUCUCUCAAAAGCCUGACACUCAAGCGAAAGAUUAUGCCUGGGAUAUGGGCAACAGCGCUGGUGCGCAGAACAUUCAGGCGAACGAUAUUCUUCUGCAGAAUCUGGUCAAGAGCCGGCUUGGCUUGGUCUUCCGCGGCCACGGUGCAGUCGAAGUACAACGCCAAUUACUCCUCCCAUGGUCUGAUCAUUAUGCGAACAAGCAUGUCGUCAAGCUGUUCGAUCCAUCUGGUACGCUAGUACAGCUGCCAUAUGACUUGACAUUGCCGUACGCCCGCAGCAUAGGCCGUGGUGCUCCGUUCUUGGAGAAGACUUUCACCAUUGGCUCCGUCUAUCGCGACAACUACGGUGGAGCUCCUCGUAGCAGUGGAGAAGCCGAUUUCGACAUACUUUCGUACGAUACAUUAGACCUCGCUUUGAAAGAGUCUGAAGUGUUAAAGGUUGUCGACGAGAUCAUUGACGAAUUUCCUUCUCUAGCUUCUGCCCAGAUGUGUUUUCACAUUAAUCAUGCUGACCUCUUGGACAUAAUCAUGGAUUUUUGCAGGAUCAAUGCCCCUCGACGUCCGGCGGUCAAAGAAGUUCUCAGCAAAUUGAAUAUCGACAAGUUCAAGUGGCAGAAUAUCAAAAACGAACUGCGAGCCCCAGAAAUCGGCGUAUCGUCAACUUCGCUCGACGACCUUGCCCGGUUCGAUUGGCGGGACACACCUGACAAGGCAUUCGCCAAGUUGCGCAGGAUCUUUGAGGGGACGAAGUAUCUGGACCGGACGCGCGCAAUCUUUUCUCAUCUGUCUUCUGUGGUCAGCUAUAUGAAGCACUGGAACAUCAAACGCAAGGUCUACAUCAACGCUCUCAGCAGCUUCAACGAAAAAUUCUAUUCUGGGGGUGUUCUCUUCCAGUGCCUAUUUGACGGAAAGAAGCGUGAAGUCCUUGCUGCUGGCGGUAGAUAUGACAAACUCAUUCAAGAGUAUCGCCCUAAAGGUCCUGGGCAUGCUCACCCUGCCGCGGCAUAUCAUGGUGUCGGUGUCAACAUCGGGUGGGAUCGUCUUGUCAACUCCAUGAUGCGAUAUUUGAAGAGACCAGAGAGAUCUGCUUUUCUUAGGAAACAGGCUGAGGAGGAUACGCCAGCAGUGUCAUGGAUGCCAAGACGAUGCGACUGUCUCGUUGCCAGCUUUGACUCUGCAGUUCUCCGCUCUACGGGCGUGAAGAUGGUCGCUGAGCUCAUCGCUAACGGCUACACAGCGGAACUGGCAAUAGAUGCGCAUUCGGUAGAGGACCUGCUUCGUCACUAUAGAGAUGAUCGGCAUAGCUGGCUCAUCGUGAUCAAGCACGGCAUCGCACCGGACAAGCCUGAUCUCAAAGUAAAGAGCAUCGCAAAGAAGGAAGAUACGGAUCUCCGAAGCGCGGACCUACUCAACUACCUUCGCAACGAGCUACGUGAUAGGGAGGCACGUGAAGGAACGGCUGCUCAACGUCUCACAAAAGCAUUACCUACGACAUCUUCCUCCACCACGGCGGCUAAAGCUAGCGUAGAUGUGCUCAUGUCACACCAUCGGUCCAAGAAGAGUAACAAAUGGAGUAUCGUAGAAGCUGCACAAUCUCGUUCGGCGGAGCUCCUGACGGCUUUCCAGGGCGCACCAAUCGCGGCGAUCGAGACGAAAGAUGAAGUGAUGAACUCGAUCCACGAGACUCGAUUGAGCGAUCCAGAUAGUUGGCGAAGGGUCAUCCAGAAUCUGCCCCUUGCAGAAAGGAAGUAUCUCCAGGAGCUGCAUGACUUAUUGCUCAAGUACGCGGCAAGAUGGAAGGAGAUGGUCAACGAAGGAUCUGCGAGGAGUGGAGAGGGUGGGAAGGCUUUUGUAUACAACUUCAGGACGGGUGGGUGUUUGCUGUAUGACUUGGAGAGCUAA